Molecule: messenger RNA, 4062 nt
Organism: Dreissena polymorpha
Lineage: Eukaryota; Metazoa; Mollusca; Bivalvia; Myida; Dreissenidae
Product: osteopetrosis-associated transmembrane protein 1-like
Exons: 6
Coding region: 161-1114 (317 amino acids)
Cellular component (GO): cytosol
Source: RefSeq, a predicted model, not a curated record
GAGUCACAUGACUCUCUGUUUAUUGGUCAUAUGAUUUCGCGAAGCAUUAACGGCUGUGAUUACUUUUAAAGCGAGUAGCUUGACAGUUAUUGUGGGGAUAUAUGAGCAAAAACACUUAAACGCAGAUAUAAUACAUAUUGCAUUAAAAAAAAACGUUGACAUGGGAAUUCUCUAUGUAUUCUACAUUUUAGCUUUACGACAAACUUUUAUUUCUGGUUUGACACAUUUUGGGACAGUGUUUGAUAACGAAGAAUGUCCUAACAUUGGGCGAACAAACACUCAACUUUUGCAAAGUGAAUUGCUUUAUAGUGAAAUUUUAACAGUAGGACAUAACAUUCCCGAUAAAUGCAUGAGCUAUGUAGCUGAUUUUGGGGACGAUGCAUCUAUGUUUAUUAAAUGCUCCGUAAGCAAUGCUCGACCAUUCCGGUUUUGUGAGAAUUGCUAUUGCCAUUAUGUCAAAGCUUCAAAUGUUUAUGAAAGACUUGUCAAGGAUGACUUUUGUAACAAUCAGUUGCUUAUAGCUGACAAGGUACAAAUCAUCCACACUAUAAACAGGUCCAUGGACAGAAUAUGGCAAGAUGCAGAUUGUGAUAAAUGUUUUGCGUAUCUACGUGAAGACAACGGAACUGUUCAUUCUGCACUUACGUCAGAGACUCGAGAAUUCCUAGAUCUCUAUCGAAACUUCACCACCUGCAUCAAUGAAACUGAGCUGUCUGCCAAUCAAACCGUAUGCGACACAUGUCGGCCAUACUAUAGGAAAAUGAACGAGAAAUUUGACAAUCUGCUCAACGACAGAAAGGACCCUGAGCAUGUCUGCAUGGAUAUUGUAGAUAUGAUGAAUUACACACGUAUAACCUGGGGUGAGGAGCUGAACUGCACGAUUAGCCACAAGAACUUAGGGGCCAUUUGGGCGGCCGUGGUAGUCCUGGGGCUGACCCCUAUAGGGUUCUAUGCAAGCUUUGCUGUCUACGGGGCCAAGCGGACACGCUCACCCAUGAGACAAAAGAGACUUCAAAGUCUUGCAUAUGGAAGUUUGGAGAGUCCUCGUGCUGAGACUGUGAACGAAGACGAAUCGCCAGGCAAUCAUGUUUCCAAUCAUGUGACAGCAUCUUAGUCAGACCUCCCCAUCAAAACAAACACCAUGUGAUAUGCUCCAUAAUUGUACAGUUUUUACAUUCCGGAUUCUUAAUGGGUCCUACCAACGUACAAAACAAAAUUUGUGAUGUGCUUAUUAUGUUGACAUCCUUGAUUGAACAGCCUUAUAACCUGACCCCGUGUGGCCCUUUCCUUGAUCAAUCAUGUUUCUAUUUAUAAUUCUGAAUUCUUGCAGUUACUAAUAACUAUACGAUAGUUAUGUAAACGUCCUCACACAGUCAUGGUUGACAGUAACUUGUAUUUUUGAUAAUACAUUCCAUAACAUGUCUGAUAAAGUUCAUAUGACCUUAACCCUUUGCAUGCUGGGAAAUUUGUCGUCUGCUAAAAUGUUGUCUGCUGAAUUUCUAAAAUUAGCAUUUUCUUCGAUUUUUUUCAAAGAAUAUCAGAAUAGUAAACAGUUUGGAUCCUGAUGAGACGCCACGUUCUGUGGCGUCUCAUCUGGAUCCAAACUGUUUGCAAAGGCUUUCGAAAUUCAGUUCCCGCACUGAAAGGGUUAAUACCAAUUAAAUGUGGGAGGGGGUUAUACUGGUAUCACAAUGGUGUCUGUCAAUAUACCAAAACUUGUCUGGAGGCGUUCUCUAAGACUUUUCAAUGUUAAAUAUUCAAUUUUGCAUUGCAUUGUUAUUCAUAAUUCGCAGGUGUACAUGUGUAACUAAUGUCAUCCUUCAUUCAAAAUGUUUAAAGUUAUGCCCCUUUUUAAAGUUAGAUAUUCUAUAAAAUCAUGCCCUUUGUUUGUUUUAUGUUUUUAUAUUCUGCACAAAGCAUAUUUCAAACUGUAUAUGAGGUGUCAACUUGAAACAUCAUAGGCAGGUAGAUCUCAUUUGUGUUAGGGGAGGGGGGCGGAGUGCAGUUGAAUAGUAAUUAAAACUGUCUCUUCCAUAUUUAAAAGUUAUGGCCCUUUUCAUAUUACUUUAAUUAAAUUUUGUCUCGUGCAUAUGCUUACAGUUUUAAGAUGUUUAAAUUUUAAACUUAAACUAAGGAAGGUAGACCUAACUGAGGUGAUGUGAAGGUGAAAAAAAGAGACAUUUCUCUUGUAUCCAUAUUUUGAGAGUUAUUGCCCUUUAUUAGUUUGCAUACAUUAAUUUUCUCCACAACAUAUGUUGACAAUUACAAAAUGUAUCAGGUUGGAACGUAAUAUGUAGGCAGAUCUCAGUGUGGUGACGUGCAGUGCAUAACAACCAUCACUCCUCCUAUCAUAAUUUCACUGUUAUUGCCCUUUUUAUGUACAUGCUGAAGUGUUUUCCAGAAAAUACCUUGACUAUAAUAUUAAGACAAAGUAAAUCUUCAUAUGUUGAAAGCUUGCAUUGUUGAGAAACCAGUUCUUAACACUCAACUGCCAAUGACCUCUGACAUGUGGCAUGCGGAGGGUAUUUAAGACAUAACAGUGACAGUUCAUUUUUGGUAUUCGGGUGGUUGUACUUGUACUCAUUUCGUUUAUUGUUGAUUCUGUCUACUAGUAUAUCAUUUGAAUUAUUUUAAGACAAAUCUGUUUGUUUAUAUAUAUAUUGUCUUGUAUAUUUAUUUAUUCAUUUAUUAAUGCAUUUUACAUGACUGUUGUUAACUGCUGGAUGGAACAAAGAUGUAUUUUGAGAUUACAUUACAGUUUUAUAUAAGCCUGCAAUACAUGUAUGCUUCUGUUACUAGUAAUUACUGCUUAUGGCAAAACUAUUUGAAUAUUUUAUCUAAUGAUUGACAUUCAAACAGUUGAAACACCAUUUACUUAUUGGCAAAUAUGUAUCAUAUUUAAUACCCAAUAUUGUCCAACUUAUUUUUUUUUGUUGUUGCUAGAUUUGAAUCCAGAUGUCACUCAAAACUACAAAAUGGAUUAAUUUCAAUGUUCCUGGUCUCGUUUCACGUGUCACUGCUAUUAAAAUCUACUGUACUGCUGGUGUCAGUUGACACAAAUAUCAUCGCUGGUUACAUACAAUGAAGUAGGUAAAUCACCACUGAUAAUUGGUUUUCAUUAUUGGUUAUUUAAACUAUUGCUCUUUAGUGAAAACAACACAUCAUGAUACAAAAGAUUCAACACACAUUUAACCUGAAAACUUUGCUAAAAUUGGAUUAUAGAUUUAUGUUUUAUAUCAGUGACAUGUUUAGCUUUUGUAACUAUGUGAUUACUAGUGCAAUUCAAAGGGGCACAGCGAUUAUUUUGUUAUGUUUGUAAUCUUCACAUUAGAAAACAUAUUAGCAGUGAUGAUCUUGGAUAUUUGGUUUAUUUGAUAAAAAAAUAUUUAACAUAUUUAUACUUAUCGUUCAAAUAUUCAAAUUUUUUACUAAAUGAAAAUUAUGAAUUUGUCCUAUCCCUAUAAAUGACACAAUAUCACAAAACAGAAUCAGUAAUUUGCUUCCCUUAAAUUAAGUUAAAUAUCACGUUUAAAAAAGAUGUUUGUAGACCAUCGACUGCUUUGGUUACAUUAUCUUGAUUAAUAUAUUACCAAUACAACCAUUUUAUUUAUUGUUGAUCGAAGAACAAUGGUAAGCAAAUGUUUUAUUGUAUUUCUUAAAGUCAUCAUGGUAGGUUUUAAUUUAACUUGCGUACACUAGGUAACCAUUUUACUCUUUGAAUCGCUUUGUGCAAUAAGUGAAAUGUUGUUUAUUUUGUGUAUUCAUAACAUGCACUUUACUCUUGGAAAUCUGGGCAUAAUGCGUGUGCAUAAAAUGUCCUCCAAAAUAAGCCUUGAAGUCUGCACAGGCUUAUCAGGGAGGAUACUUUCGGAUUUUAUGAAAUUGUAUGUUUAAAGGAAAUCUCCUCUUAAUGAAAAUCCAGUCUAGACAGAGAGUUUCGUGCUGAAUAUGCUGUGCAGACUGCACAGACUUAUCUGGGACGUUACUAAACCCACAUUCAUUAAGCCCCGUUUUUUCAGAGCAGGCGUGAAUGUUUCAUGUAAAUAAACAAAAUGGUUUCAA